AUGAGGGUAAAUGAUGACACUAUGACCUUUAGUGUUUUUAAAGCCAUGAAAUAUGUAGAUGAUGAUGUUGAUGAUUGUUCUGCUAUAUCUGUAAUUGAUAAUUUGGUUGCUGCCCAUUUACAAGAAAAUUUUGAAAUAAAUGACUCUGCAUGUGAUUCUGCCAUUUUUGAAUUUUAUGAAAAUAAUGCAUCUAAUCAUGAUCAUGCAUGUGCAUUGAAGUCUUAUCCUACUAAGUUCUUUGGUAAUAAACAUUUUGAGUCCCUAGGACUUCAUGAGAGAAUCACCAAACCUCUUAAACCUUCCAUUGUGGAACCACCUGAAGUGGAGUUGAAAGAACUCCCAACUCACCUUAAAUAUGCUUUUCUAGGAAGAGAUAAUACCCUCCCUGUAAUUGUAGCUGCUGCCCUAAAAAAUAAUGAGGAAAAUCAGCUCCUAAAUGUGCUUAAAAAUCACAAGAAAGCCAUUGGUUGGACCAUGGCUGAUAUUAGAGGCAUUAGCCCUUCUUUUUGUAUGCAUAGGAUAAGGCUAGUUGAUGAAAAUUCCAGUUCUAUUGAGCCUCAAAGAAGGCUCAAUCCAACCAUGAAAGAAGUGGUAAAAAAGGAAGUGAUUAAAUGGUUGGAUGCUGGUGUGGUAUAUCCCAUUUGUGAUAGUAGUUGGGUAAGUCCUUUGCACUGUGUCCCUAAAAAGGGAGGUAUCACAGUUGUGCUCAAUGAAAAAAAUGAGCUUAUUCCAACUAGAACCAUAACCGGUUGGAGGAUUUGUCAAGACUUUAGGAAAUUAAAUGCAGCCACUAAAAAAGACCAUUUCCCCUUACCCUUCAUAGAUCAAAUGCUUGACAAGCUUGCUGGCCAAGAAUAUUUUUGCUUCCUUGAUGGGUAUUCUGGUUAUAACCAGAUACCCUUAGCUCCAGAGGACCAGCAUAAAACAACAUUCACAUGUCCAUAUGGCACAUUUGCAUUUAGGAGAAUGUCUUUUGGGCUUUGUAAUGCCCCUGCCACCUUUCAAAGGUGCAUGACUGCCAUUUUUAAUGACAUGAUUGAUGAGUAUGUAGAAGUCUUCAUGGAUGACUUCACUGUAUUUAGAGAUUCAUUUGAAAAUUGCUUGCUGAAUCUUUGUUAG
This is a messenger RNA of Gastrolobium bilobum, 1119 nucleotides long. RefSeq lists its product as uncharacterized. The transcript has a single exon. The coding region runs from base 1 to 1119 and encodes 372 amino acids. The record is from RefSeq and is a predicted model, not a curated record. NCBI's taxonomy places the organism in Eukaryota, Viridiplantae, Streptophyta, Magnoliopsida, Fabales, Fabaceae.